Molecule: messenger RNA, 1944 nt
Organism: Colletotrichum gloeosporioides
Lineage: Eukaryota; Fungi; Ascomycota; Sordariomycetes; Glomerellales; Glomerellaceae
Product: 1-phosphatidylinositol 4 5-bisphosphate phosphodiesterase 1
Exons: 1
Coding region: 1-1944 (647 amino acids)
Biological process (GO): lipid metabolic process; phosphatidylinositol-mediated signaling
Molecular function (GO): phosphatidylinositol-4,5-bisphosphate phospholipase C activity
Source: RefSeq, a predicted model, not a curated record
AUGUCGGACCACUCUUCAUUGCAGCAACGCAGAGCUGGCGGAGGCCAUUCCAGUGACCAAUCCAGUGGCGUACAAGAGACCCUGGACGAGUCCAUCCUCGGCCACCUCUCCCAGCUAUUCAAUAAGUAUGCCGGCUCAAGCGACAAAUGGACCCGGGAUCAGCUCAGCGUCUUCAUGCAGCAUGUGCAGGUGGAGGACCCCAACGGCGCGGCGGGCUACCUCGUCGACAAGGACGAGCUGGACAUCUUCGACCUCAUCAAGUACAUGUCCUCACCAUGCGGCAACAUGUUGGAGGUUGCGCCGCCACAGGACCUCUCGUGGCCGCUGAGCAGCUAUUUCAUCAGCUCGAGCCACAAUACCUACCUCACCGGGAACCAGCUCUCGAGCGACUCCAGCACCGAUGCGUACAAGGACGUCCUCCUGCGCGGGUGUAGAUGCAUCGAGAUUGACGUCUGGGAUGGGAAGGAACAGUACAAACCCGGCUUCGACGCGGAAGGGACCGAAACGUCUGAGAAAUCAGAAACUGCUGCCACAGACACCGCACCUCAAAAUAUCGGUUUCAGAGAUCGAAUGGUUAUGAAGGUUGGCCGGUGGAUGAUGAAUAAGUUCGAGCCUGUCGAUCCGGAAGGGAGGACCGUCGAUGAAAGGCUGUCGGAUAUUAUCCAAGCAGAGCCUCGUGUUCUCCACGGCUUCACUAUGACGAAAGAAGUCCUCUUCCGCGACGUCUGCCGGGUGGUCAGGGACUACGCCUUCGCCACUUCGGUCCUGCCGCUCAUCGUCAGCCUGGAGGUGCACUGCACGCCCCUCCAGCAAAGCGCGAUGGUCGACAUCAUGGAAGAGCUAUGGGGAGAGUACCUUCUCCCCGCACCCACAGGCACCCCGGAGGCCCUGCCGUCGCCGGACCAGCUACGGAAAAAGAUCCUGGUCAAGGUCAAGUACGUGCCUGAAGACGAGAAGGACAACGCCGACAGCACGGUGGCCGAGAGCCUGGACGACGACAGCAGCAUGUUCGAGGUCGUCACGGAGGGCAACGAGCGCAAGACGAAGAAGGUCAAGCCGCCCAAGGUCACGUCGCGGCUGAGCCGUCUGGGCAUCCACACGCGCGGCAUCACGUUCAAGUCGUUCGAGCAGCUCGAGGCCUCGAUGCCGAACCACAUCUUCUCGCUGUCCGAGAAGGCGGCGUUUGCGAUCCAGAGGCGGAUGCCGCGGGCGCUGUUCAUGCAUAACCGCGCGUUUCUGAUGCGCACGUAUCCGCAUGGUAUGCGCGUGGACUCGUCUAACUUCGACCCUGUCGCGUUUUGGAGGGCGGGCGUGCAGGUUGUCGCGCUGAAUUGGCAGUCGUGGGAUGUGGGCAUGAUUCUGAAUGAGGGCAUGUUCGCGGGAUCUGACGGCUACGUGCUGAAGCCGGAGGGCUAUCGUCAACAUGAUGGUGUGAAUGGCGACGAGGGGGAAGAGGAGGAGUUUGGGGCGAAGAUCGUCGGCAAGACGCUCGAUCGGAUCGCUGUUACGGUGCUCGCGGCGCAGAAUCUUCCCCUGUUGAACAGAGACGACGAUCCUGCCAAGUUCAUCCCGUACGUCAAGGUCGGCCUACAUACGGAGCCGGAUGCGUUGGCGGCGAUGGUCAGCGAGGGAGCAGGCGGAGAGCAGGUGAAGCAGGUCGGAUACAGCGGCCAGACGAGCAAGAGCAGAGGCACUAGCCCAGACUUUAGCGGCGAGGUGAUUGAGUUCUUGAAUGUGGAAGGUGUCGUGCCCGAGUUGACGUUCUUGUCGUUCGUGGUGAUGAACGAUAUCAUUGGGCCGGAUGUCAUGACUGCGUGGGCGUGUGUGCGGCUGGACAGACUGAGACUUGGAUACCGCUUCAUCAGGGUUUUGGACAAGAGCGGUAUGCCGACGAACGGCAUCCUGUUGAUCAAGACGGAGCUCAAGGAAGCCGCUAUGCCGUAG